This is a messenger RNA of Prorocentrum cordatum, 684 nucleotides long. NCBI's taxonomy places the organism in Eukaryota, Dinophyceae, Prorocentrales, Prorocentraceae. The record is from the annotation of a GenBank genome assembly.
GGAGGGGCUGAAGGCGCUGCGCAGCGACAGCCCGCAGGAGUUCAUGGACGACUCGGACGACGAGGAGGACGGCCCCGGGGGGGACUGCGUGAAGAAGUUGAUCAAUCACGUCAAGGGCGACCACUCCGUGGUGGAGCGGCUGGAAAACCGGCUCGACAUCUGCGAGAAUUGGAUCACUUGGGCGGGCUACUCCGAUGCGGACAUGAGGCGGCCUGACGGGGAGCUCGCCUACGCCAGCAUCGAGGACCUGCUGGUGCGCGUGAUGCCCGAGAUUAGUCAGCCCUUCCGGGACAAUCGUAAGGACUUCGACAAGGUCAACGAGCUGGAGGCCUUCUACCUCGCCAUCGGCGAGAACGAGGACAACUUCAGCAAGGGGACCCUUGUCAAUUGCGUGGUCCAGAGAGACGACGAGUAUGACGAUAAAAAGCCCGACAAGCCAGCUGACGGCAAGACGUUAAAGGUCCACGUCGAGGUGAACCCUUCCGAGGUGCGAGGCUCCUUCCCGAAGAUGUACCGCGAGGGGGACGACAAAGCAGGCUACAUCGCGGGCUGCGAGAGAAAAUUCGACGUGAAAGGGCACGUGCGAGCCCGCGUCGUCAUGAUGCUCGUCGGCGAUGGAGACGGCAUGAGGCCCUGGUCGGUCAGCCUCUCUGUGAACAAGACCGACAAGACGUGGGAGCAGGA